UUUUGAUCUCAUACCCCAUAUAACCAGGAACCUCACUUCUACCUUCAAACAAGAAACAACCAUCCACAACUUUGCAGCUUAUUCUACACAUACAAACCCCAUAAGUGUGUAGAUAGAAACAUGGCCACCACAUCUGCCGCAGUGCUUAAUGGCUUGAGCUCCUCUUUCUUGACUGGUGGCAAGAACAGUCAGGCCUUGUUGGGUGCUCCAGUUGCCGCCAGAGUUGGUGGUGUUGCCACUCCCAAGAGGUUCAUUGUGGCGGCAGCGGCUGCUCCCAAGAAAUCUUGGAUUCCUGCUGUUAAAGGUGGUGGAAAUUUGCUUGACCCUGAGUGGCUUGAUGGCUCACUCCCUGGUGACUAUGGUUUUGAUCCACUUGGUCUUGGCAAGGACCCUGCAUUCUUGAAAUGGUACAGAGAAGCAGAGCUCAUUCACGGCAGAUGGGCAAUGGCUGCAGUAUUGGGCAUCUUUGUUGGUCAAGCCUGGAGUGGCAUUCCAUGGUUCGAGGCUGGUGCUGACCCCGGUGCUAUUGCACCUUUCUCUUUUGGCUCACUUCUUGGCACCCAACUUCUACUCAUGGGGUGGGUUGAGAGCAAAAGGUGGGUGGACUUCUUCAACCCUGAAUCUCAGUCAGUAGAGUGGGCAACUCCGUGGUCCAAGACUGCUGAGAACUUUGCCAACUUCACUGGCGAACAGGGUUACCCUGGCGGCAAGUUCUUUGAUCCCUUGGCCUUGGCUGGUACACUUAACGAUGGUGUAUACAUCCCUGACACAGAGAAGCUUGAGAGACUGAAGGUUGCUGAAAUCAAGCAUGCUAGACUUGCUAUGUUAGCCAUGUUAAUUUUCUAUUUUGAGGCCGGGCAAGGAAAGACACCCCUCGGAGCUCUUGGCUUGUAAGGAGUUUCAUAUUAAACAUUUUCAUUGUAAAGAGUCACUGGAUGUAGAAAAGAAGAAACCAAAGCAUGGACUAGUCACUUCAUGCUUUUCCCCCUUGUGAUAAUUCAAAUCCUUCCCCCUUGAGACAGUUUAUCAUCUUACAAACACUAUAAUUGAAGAACAGAUUUAUGUU
This is a messenger RNA of Nicotiana tabacum (common tobacco), 1066 nucleotides long. RefSeq names its product chlorophyll a-b binding protein CP24 10A, chloroplastic. Gene Ontology annotation, biological process: photosynthesis, light harvesting. Lineage: Eukaryota; Viridiplantae; Streptophyta; Magnoliopsida; Solanales; Solanaceae. Gene Ontology annotation, cellular component: membrane. The record is from RefSeq and is a predicted model, not a curated record.